Prorocentrum cordatum is the source of this 1942-nucleotide messenger RNA. The record is from the annotation of a GenBank genome assembly. Lineage: Eukaryota; Dinophyceae; Prorocentrales; Prorocentraceae.
GUGCUGCCAGCCUUCCCUCGUUUCCGCCUCCCUGGGCCUCCUGGGAGGCCCUCGUCGCCACGGCUGGACUCGCCUCGAAGUCCUGGUCAGAGCGCACCCCGGGAGAGGUCCGGGGAGUAGCGGUGUCGGUAUCGCUUGGUUUCCUCAUCCACGGCCGCUUCCGGCUCGAGCUCAAGCCACAUGGGCUCGUGUGAGCUUACCGCACUCGCUUCAUACGUGCACCCAUGCCCCGCCUGUGGGGGGCACUGCUGCUGGUAGUACCGUCGGGUACGUCGUGCUUGUCCCUGGGGGGUCAGCUGCCAGGGGCUCGGGACUUUGGGGCGCAGAGCUCCAGCGACGCGAGUGCGGCGAGGCAGAGGGACGAUCCAGACUACAGUCCCUACUUUGAUGAGGACGUGGAGACAGCGAUUCGGACCAGUGCCCUGAUGGGUGGCGCGGGUGGGGGGCGGAUGGACCCGAAGUCAAAAAUUGCCACAUCGAUGUUCACUGAGGUCGACAUGUUGUGCGACACCGUUCCCAGACCUUUGUCUGACCACGACGAACGGUUGGGCUCUGGCAACCCAGUAUGCCGAUACGAGCCGCAGGAGGAUGUGUUGCAGCAUUAUGCUGACCACCCGGCAGACAUUGCCAUCGUCAUCCCGAGCAACUAUGAAAAAGACAAACAUGUGUCUGACAAUGCAAGCGACCACGACCCACUGUUUCUGGGUGUGCUCACCUGGAAGAUGUAUGCCAGAUAUCACGGGUAUGCGUUCUACAGCGGCCCGCCCGAGAAGAGCUGUCCGGAGCUGGAGGAGAGGCAUCCGGCGUGGACGAAGCCGUGCAUGGCCAUGGGCUUGAUCGAGAAGCACAAGUAUCUGCUCGUGGUGGACAGGGACACCACGGUGAUCAAGCCGCGCCUGCGCUUGGAGCCCCUGUUCGCUGCGGCUGGUCUGAUGAACCAAGGGGCUAACAAGGUCCUGGCCGUGGCCGAGGAGUGGGGCUCCUGCAAGAAGGGCGUCCGCUCGCCGCUGAGCGGCGACGUGAACACGGGCAUAGUUCUCGUGAAGCAGUCGCAAGACGCGCGGGAUGCGCUGGCUACUUGGUUCUAUGGCCCCACCUGGUGCAAGAACGUUACUGCGGAGACCCCGUGGACAUACCCGUCUGGUGGCCGUUUCACGAGGAACCCUGCAAUGGGUGCAGCUGCAUCACGCACGGAGUCCACAAGUGGUCGUACGAUCAGAUCGGCUUCUACGCCAGCGUGGCCAGCAACGAGUCUUUCAGCGACAAGGUGACCGUUUUCCGCUCAGGCUGCCCCAUCAACAGCCCUUUUGCAGACUUCAUCCCCCAUCUGGUCUCGGGAUCUCCGACCAAGAAGGCCUACGACGCCAACCAUCGGGAAGUGAUCUCCCAGAACCUGCACGACUGCGUCAGCAAGCUGAUGGACCUGAGGCCGGGGCAGGGCAACCUCUACCAGCGCUGCUCCCUCUGUGACGCCUUGCCACAAGGGUUCCACCCCUACAGCGAAUCAUGGUCCCUGUCGUGCCGCAGUCAUACAUUGGAGCCGGCUGGAGGGCUGAGGUGGCCUGGCUAAGUUCCGGCCAGCAGAAGCGGGGCAGAAAGGGGCCCCUUCGUCGUCACGGCUGGACGUGGCUGGAAAAAUUAGCCAGUCUCGACCCGCCGAGGACCGGUUCGUCUUGUCUUGUCUCGACGAGGGGUUCGAGGACAGAUUUUGAGUCGUCUUCAUCACCCCUUUGACAGAUUUUCUUUGGGUUCCUCCAGCUCAGACCCUUCGGCCGCCUCCAAGUCAUACGCCAGUGCCGAAGCAGGAGCUGGAGGAUUCGCUGGUAGUUAGCGACAGCGCGGCGUGAGGCUCGAGCGGUCCCCGCUACGGCGCCCAGACUCCCGCUCGACGCCGCAGGCCUUGCGAGGCCGCGCGCAAGGGCGGCACGCUGCCAAAAAGGGG